AAUGUUGUGUUGCAGAAUACACGACAACAUGGACCAAUGACAGAGUGGGUUUCUACCGCGACAAGGAGGGAGGUGCCGUGGCUUUCUCGUAUGAUGGGUCAGUGCUGGCCGUUGGCUUUGGAGCCAGUCUUACUGUCUGGGACUCCGACACUGUUGAGAUGUCAGCGUCACUCACCAGGGGGCCUGAACCUAUCAAUUUCAUCGAAUUCGAGCAGAAGCCCUACAGCCACAUGGUGGUAACGGCCAGCACUAGUACCCUGCAGGUGUGGGACCUGCUCAGUCUGUCAGUGGUCUGGUGUGUCAAGCUGAACGUCACAGCACUAACAGCUGAUCCGCUGUCCGAGCACUUUGCCGCGUUCACAGCCGACAAUCAGCUGUUUGUGUUCAAGACGGAACAGCGCAUGCCCGUCGUCAAAAUGGCCGCUACAAACAAAAUGGCUGCCGCCAACAACAAGAUGGCCGCCGCUGAAGAUGGCGGAGAACAAAGGUCUUCUUCUCCUCCUGUCAUGGCCGCCAUUUUUGUGCCGCGUGGCGGUGAGGAUGAGGGGAAGGAUGGUGCUGAGGAGGAAGAGGGGAGACUGCCCAGCUGGAUGGAAAAGUCCAAGUUGUACUAUGUAACUCAGUCACAGGAAUUGUUAGCAAUCGACGUGAAAUCGUCGACAUCCUCGUGGCAGACGCUACCCGCAGUUUCCUUGGACGAUAGCGGUCAAGCAUUGAGGGGUCCCUAUGCUCUGCUCACUGCCAAAAAAGUCAGACAGGAGUCGAUGGAUGAGGACCUCGUCGAAGAUAUCAACCAGAGGAUGGGCAAUUUGGUGGAGCAGUCCACUAGGAAGGUUAGUGAGAUGCUAAUAAUUUGAAAUUUUGUAUCGAAU
Nilaparvata lugens (brown planthopper) is the source of this 872-nucleotide messenger RNA. RefSeq names its product WD repeat-containing protein 75-like. The transcript has 3 exons. The record is from RefSeq and is a predicted model, not a curated record. Gene Ontology annotation, cellular component: nucleolus. Gene Ontology annotation, molecular function: protein binding; RNA binding. NCBI's taxonomy places the organism in Eukaryota, Metazoa, Arthropoda, Insecta, Hemiptera, Delphacidae. Bases 159 to 857 code for a protein of 232 amino acids. Gene Ontology annotation, biological process: positive regulation of transcription by RNA polymerase I; positive regulation of rRNA processing.